AGUCCAAGAGACUUUGAACCGCUUCGCGAUCGAGGUUUCCAGGUAUGGCAUGUGGUUUGCACCAUCAAAGUGCAAAGUGCUGGUUCAAGACUGGUAGGAGCCUGUGCCUGUGCCUCUGUGGUGACAGGAGCUCACAUUCAAGUAGCUGCUCAAGUCUUGCCAAAUUCUUCCGACCGUCCCAUUACUUUGUCCGGAUCUGCCCGUUCCGUGGCUCUGAGUAUCAAUCAGCUGUGUCAGAUUUUUGUUCGACUCUGUUUUCAAGAUAUUGGAAAACCCUACCAACCACAGCCGACGUAUGCUGUGCCACCCGCCGCUCGCCUACUCUAUCGACCAGAUCCUGCCCUAUGUGAUCAGUUAUCGUGUUCAUCACUUCCGGCGGUCUCACCAGAGCCUCUGGUAAUCCCGGUAUCUCCGGAUCUCCUCUUCAGUAGUCCUCCGUUGACACCAUCGUCUUAUUUGGAUUACGCGGCUGCCACUUUCCCAAUCGCCUCACCUAGCACGUUUUUAUACUCUCCCGAAUCUUUACUCCCCAUACCACUGCUUGUGCCCACAUUCAUCCCCACAGUCAACCCUGCUGGAAGUUCGUCGUUGACUUACUCCCCACUACAACUUCCUUGCGCGGGGACAUUGGAACCGAAAAGUUAUCCCUUUCCUCCAACUACCUCGGCUUUCAUGUCCAACCUACGAGGAGGUGUCUAUUCGACCACAGGUGCCUUAUCCCCGGCAGAUUCAGCUCACCUCCCUUUAACUCAUCCAGUUGUACCGCGGUUAGAGAUCACUGCCGAAACUCGACCAACGGGGCUCGUUCCUGGUACUGGAUUAAUAACGACUGAUCAACAACGUAGGCCGUACGAGCAUUUGGCUGAACGGGCUCCUUUCAUUCGAGAGUUGGAGCAAUUGAUGAAUUGCCCUACGGCGAUAAAUACUUCGACGAUCUCUAACCCUGACCAACUGCAAGCUGAUGUUAAAGCUGCUGUCGCAGCGGACUGUACCUAUCAAACGCUCCUGACCGCAUCACAAGCCACACCCAUAAUAACGGAUACGAAAACCGGCUUAUCGAUGCAUCAUUUGCUCACUUCUCCAGGUAUACGUACACCGGAUCCACUGCUAAGCAUACCCUGUCCAAAGACGCCAUGCAUUCGCAAUGCACUACAGGAAUCGCAGCACAAAGUGGAAAUGUUUCUACCGAAUGAUCUGAUCGGGUGCAUUAUUGGCCGAGGUGGUAAUAAAAUCAACGAAAUUCGACAGACGUCCCAGGCAACCAUCAAGAUCUCCAGUGGUGAAGAGGGAAUGGCAGAAAGAAGAAUCACAAUUAUUGGGACAUCUGCAGCGAUCAAGACCGCACAAACUUUAAUCAAUAGCAGCAUCGAAUUGCAUAAGAAUCUGUUGGCGAUGAAUAUGGUCAUGAAUUGUUUUCAUACGGGACAAGGAAAAUCCCCCGGCUUACGUCCCGGUCGAGUUCGCGGUAUACCAGGUCGUUACCAGUUCAGGAAGCCUCAAGGAGAGGAAAAUGUAGUUGAGAAUCGUUUUGAAAGUACCCUCUCGUACUAUCCUCCAUCACAAACGAACAUUGUCGUCGGUACGCCGGCUUUGAUUGGUGGCACCCCGGUGGAAACGCAUUCCGCGCCAGCUCAACUUGGGAUGCACCGGUGUUCCGAUUCCGGGACAAUAACGCGCACGCCCAGUUUUCGAGGAUCUCGCAAGAACAGCUCGGCCCGGAUUACUCCAUUCACUGCCACUCCCUUUUUGUCGGCGACGCAACUGGAAAAAGUUAAGCGACCAUCGAACGCUGGGUUCAGAUCGACUGAAAUAGACCAGGAACAAACGAUAGAACUGGUUCGUCCGAUUCCAUGUGUGGAUCAACAGAAAUGGUCUGGCACAUUAGAAGCGAACAGCGUCCGUGUUAAUAGUGGUUUCUAUAGCAGUUUCAGCAAUAAUAGUACCGGACCGGGUGUUGGAAACUGUUGUGACUAG
Molecule: messenger RNA, 1974 nt
Organism: Echinostoma caproni
Lineage: Eukaryota; Metazoa; Platyhelminthes; Trematoda; Plagiorchiida; Echinostomatidae
Source: the annotation of a GenBank genome assembly